Messenger RNA from Bubalus bubalis (water buffalo), 1686 nucleotides. It is a transcript of the gene FCRL6, whose product is annotated as Fc receptor like 6. The transcript has 10 exons. Gene Ontology annotation, molecular function: transmembrane signaling receptor activity. Lineage: Eukaryota; Metazoa; Chordata; Mammalia; Artiodactyla; Bovidae. The record is from RefSeq and is a predicted model, not a curated record. The coding region runs from base 161 to 1432 and encodes 423 amino acids. Gene Ontology annotation, biological process: cell surface receptor signaling pathway.
UAGUUUCUUCCCCACUUCCUGUAUUUAGAUUAUCAAGCGCUAACACAACCCACGUCAGAGGGGGUCACCCACCCACCCCUGUGGCCUAGACGCUCUCCCUGCCAUCCUAGCCCCUGACUCCCGUCUGCCGUGUACCCUCCUCCACGCCAGGCUGGGCCCCAUGCUGCUCUGGACAGUUGCGCUCCUCUUCGUUCCCUGUGUUGGGAAAAUUGUCUGGCUGAGCCCCCAAGCCCAGCCAUACCUCGUGUUUGAGGGGGAUAUACUGAUUCUGCAAUGCCGGGGAAGGAAGAACGCGGUGCUGUCCCAUGUGAAAUUCUACAGAGAUGGAAAAUUCCUCCAUUUCUCUAAGAAAAACCAGCCUCUCUUCCUGGGGACAGCAACAGCUAACAGCAGUGGCUGGUAUAACUGCACUGGGCAGGUGAAAUAUCCCAGAAACAUGGACUCAUGGGACUCAGGGACUGUCAUGGUUCAAGUCCAAGAGCUGUUCCUGCCUCCCGUGCUGACAGCCCUCCCCUCUCACGAGCUCUGCGAGGGGAGCCCUGUGACCCUGAGAUGCCAGACGAAGCUGCACAGUCAGAAGUCGGCCUUGCGGCUUCUCUUUUCCUUCCACAAGGAGGGCCGCACCCUGCAGAACAGGAGCUCCCGCCCAGAACUCCGCAUCCCAGCAGCCAAAGAGGGAGACGCCGGGCUUUACUGGUGCAAGGCAUCCCCUGAGAGUGGCCAGGUCCAGAAACGGAGCCCUCAGCUGGAGCUCAGGGUGUGGGCUCCCGUGUCCCGUCCUCUGCUCACCCUGAGACCCACCAGCCUAGCUGUGGGGGACGAGGUGGAGCUCCUCUGUGAGGUCCAGAGGGGCUCCCCUCCGAUUCUGUACUCAUUCCACCUCAAUGGGGACAUCCUGCGGAACCACGUGGCUCCCCAUGGGGGACCCGCCUCCUGCCUCUUCCGGGUGAUGUCAGAGCAGGAUGCUGGGAACUACUCCUGUGAGGCUGGGAACCGUGUCUCCAGAGAGACAAGUGAGCCCGAGACACUCUCGGUGGAUGAUCCUCAGGUCUUACCUGCCCCCACCAGUAGCAACUGGCUGGUCCCUUGGCUGCCUGCAAGCCUGCUUGCCAUGAUGGUCAUUGCUGCUGCACUUCUGGGGUAUUUCAGACCCUGGAGGAAAAACGGGCCCCUUCCACCCCGGAAUUUACCCUCAGCCCCAAGUGAAGAGCAGCACCCACUGUAUGUCAACGUUUAUCACCAGAAUGAAAACAACGAAGCAGUUAUCUACUCUGAGAUUCACACAAUCACAAUCCCAAGGGAGCAUGAAGCCAGGCCUGCCCAGCCAGCCCAGCAGGAAAAGGACAUUUCUGUCAUCUAUGCUGAGGUGAAACACCCGCAGCUCAGCAAGGAUCCAGACAAGGGGCUGAAUAGAAGAAGCACGAUCCACUGAGUUCCUGCUAGUGAAUACAAGGAGGCCCUCUGCUAGCAACGGCAUCCCCCCACCCCCAACACACACACCUCUGCAGCCCCCAGUGCUCCCCAGGAGGCCAGGCAACCCCAGCCUCUUCUGUGGCUUCCAGUUCCCCAACCUAGCAGCAAUACCCCCAUUUGCGGAGUGCAUGAGGAAACUCCUGUUAUCCCUUAGUGUUCAAAAAGAUACAUGGUUGUAGAUCUAUUUGUUAAUAAAGGUGUAUCAAUUCAUUU